AUGCCAAAAUUAAAGAAUUCCAGUGAUUUGAAUGACUAUUGUCGCAGUAGACGCGCAGAGCUAUUAAAAAGAAUGAAACAUCCUCAAGAUUGGCUGGAACGCAAGGGUAUAUGGCUCUCAACUAAAAAGAGAAGAAUUAUGAAUGGUCCUGUAGCAGCAUCAACAUCAACAAAUAAUGAUGUGCAGCAGCAUAAUGACGAGAAUGGACAAAAUGCCAUUAGUACAGAUGUUUCGAGGGUACUGAUUUUCGAAGAUGUAGAAAUGAACGAUUAUGUACAUCGUAUGGCGAAUGACAUUAAUACUGUAAACUUAAUCGACAAUGAUGACAAUUUAGAUUGUAAUGACGAAGAUGAUAAUAUAAGCAAUGCUGAAGACGAUGCUGGUAAUAAAAACUAUAACGAUCGUAAUGGUGAUAGUGAUAGCAAUGAUGCUGAUAGGGAAAAUGUGGACAGUGCCAACAAUAAUAAUUGUAGUAACAGCAAUGAUGACAAUAAGAGUAGCAGCAAUGAUGACUAUGAUCGUGAUGAUAGUAGCAAUGAUGACGACGACAAUGACAACAAUGAUGACGAAGAAGAAUCUGGUACAAAUAAUGAUGAAAAUGAUCAUAGUGAUGAUAGCGAGGAAGAUGUUACUGAUGAUGAAGAUAAUGAUGAAGCUGAUGUUAGCAAUAAUCAAUUAGAAAACACAAUCCAACAAGAAAAUUUCAGAAACCAACAAGUCCAUCCAUAUGAUAGCGAUAGGCCAUUGUAUGAAGGAGCCCCUAUCACAUAG
This is a messenger RNA of Chelonus insularis, 771 nucleotides long. RefSeq lists its product as uncharacterized. The record is from RefSeq and is a predicted model, not a curated record. The transcript is spliced from 3 exons. The coding region runs from base 1 to 771 and encodes 256 amino acids. Lineage: Eukaryota; Metazoa; Arthropoda; Insecta; Hymenoptera; Braconidae.